Nerophis lumbriciformis (worm pipefish) is the source of this 5493-nucleotide messenger RNA. The record is from RefSeq and is a predicted model, not a curated record. Lineage: Eukaryota; Metazoa; Chordata; Actinopteri; Syngnathiformes; Syngnathidae.
AUGCAGAGGUGGUCCACAAGGUGGAAAACGAAAAGGAGGCUUAUGGAUUCCUUUGUAACUGCAUUUGUUACGUUAACCCUGCUUCUACAGACGACCAAUGUCUCGGCAGCAGAGCCAGUGGACGUGUUAAAAGUAUUAGAAUUUCAAAAUUACCCAGAAGGAGUGACAAAAACAACAGGAUUUUGCACAAACCGAAGAGCAUCGAAGCCGGACGCUGCUUACAGAGUUGGCAAGCAGGUCCAGAUCAGUGCCCCCACCACUCAGCUAUUUCCUGAAGGUGUUUUCCCUGAGGACUUCUCCAUCCUGACUACAGUGCGCCCCAAGUCUGGCCUCCAGUCCUUCCUGCUGUCUAUUUACAACGAGCAGGGGGUCCAGCAGCUGGGGAUUGAAGUCGGACGCUCACCUGUCUUCCUGUAUGAGGAUCAGAACGGCAAGCCAGCUCCGGAAGACUACCCUCUAUUCCGUACACUGAACCUCGCUGAUGGAAAAUGGCAUCGCGUUGCCAUUAGUGUGGAGAAAAAGACAGUCACCAUCAUUGUGGAUUGCAAGAAGAAGAUCACCAAGCCUCUCCUGAGAAAUGAACAGACCUCCAUCAGCACGGAUGGCAUUACUGUAUUUGGCACCAGGAUCCUUGAUGAGGAGUUUUUCCAGGGUGACAUCCAGCAACUUCUGAUUGUAGCUGAUUCCAAAGCAGCAUAUGACUACUGUGAACAUUACAGCCCGGACUGUGACACCCCCCAUGGUGAAUCCCUGCAGGCCCAGCAGGCUCAGGAAGAGUACACUACUGAUGAUAUAGAAUACUCUCAGUUCUAUGAUUAUGCUGAGGGAGCCACUGACAUCGGUCCUACUGAUGAUGAGUAUUCUGAGCCGAAGGUAAAUGAAAAAUGUAAAACAAAUUGGUCGAGAUGUUCUUUUUCCUUUGUGUUAACCCUUGCUUUAUUCUUCUUUCCUUUUUCCAACAUGACUCAGCUAAACAAUGUAGAAGGAGAUUACAAUACAGGCAUUGACUACGGAACUGUAGAUGAUUCUCAGACUCAGUCCCCCUUUGCCACGCUUGGACCCAGUGAGGCCCCUCCUGUUGCUCUGGAACCUGCCGUUGUCCCAGAAACAGCGGGAAAUGUGGACACUGGUGUGGAAGCAUAUGACUUGAAGGAAUAUGAUGACCUAAAGGAAUAUGACUUGGGAGAGGUUGACAGCAGGUUGUAUGAUUAUGGGACAUAUGAUGAGUAUGGCCCUACCCCCUCGAAGCCUACCGGUGCCCAUGAAGAGGAAGUGGGGCCCGGGGUGGCUGCUGAAACUGACGUUUCUGAAAGUGCCGUCGCUGGAGCUGGAGGAGCUUUUGGCCAAAAGGGAGAGAAGGGCGAGCCAGCUGUGAUUGAACCUGGGAUGCUGAUUGAAGGACCACCAGGACCCCCAGGCCCAGCUGGUCUUCCUGGUCCCUCAGGCCUACAAGGACCCCCUGGUGCUGCUGGAGAUUCUGGUGACAGAGGUCCUCCUGGUCGUCCUGGUUUGCCCGGUGCUGAUGGCCUGCCAGGGCCCCCUGGUACCAUGCUCAUGCUUCCGUUCCGCUUCGGUGGUGAUGGUGAGAAGGGUCCAGUGGUGUCAGCCCAAGAAGCCCAAGCUCAAGCCAUUCUUUCUCAGGCUAGACUCGCAAUGAGAGGACCCCCAGGGCCAAUGGGUUUGACAGGAAGAUCAGGGCCAGUGGGUCUCCCUGGUUCUACUGGGCUGAAAGGUGAAAGUGGAGAUCACGGGCCUCAGGGACCCCGAGGUGUCCAAGGGCCACCAGGACAAACAGGAAAACCUGGCAAACGGGGCCGUGCAGGAGCUGACGGUGCACGUGGGAUGCCCGGAGAGCCAGGCAGCAAGGGUGAUCGAGGCUUUGACGGACUCCCCGGAUUGCCUGGUGAAAAAGGACACAGGGGUGAGCCAGGACCAAUUGGACCCCCCGGUUCUCCUGGAGAGGAUGGCCAGAGAGGCGAGGAUGGAGAGAUCGGGCCCAGAGGGUUGGCUGGCGAGAGUGGUCCAAGAGGUCUGCUAGGACCCCGCGGUUCCCCUGGACCACCUGGCUCACCUGGUGUUGCUGGAGUUGAUGGGCCUCCAGGUCCAAAAGGAAACAUGGGACCACAAGGAGAGCCUGGACCACCAGGCCAACAGGGAGUUUCAGGCACACAGGGUCUUCCAGGUCCACAAGGCCCUAUUGGACCUCCUGGUGAAAAAGGACCUCAGGGCAGGUCAGGGUUGCCUGGACUACCUGGUGCCGAUGGACCUCCUGGUCACCCCGGAAAGGAGGGUCCAGCUGGAGAGAAAGGAGCCCAGGGUCCAGUGGGUCCACAGGGUCCAAUUGGCUAUCCUGGGCCUCGUGGUGUCAAGGGUGCUGAUGGCGUGAGGGGGUUGAAAGGCUCAAAGGGCGAAAAGGGUGAAGACGGUUUUCCAGGUUUCAAAGGGGACAUGGGAAUCAAAGGAGAUCGGGGUGAAGUUGGCAUGCUUGGGGCCCGUGGAGAAGAUGGUCCAGAGGGUCCUAAGGGAAGAGCUGGCCCCAACGGAGAGUCAGGUCCCAUAGGUCCUGCUGGAGAAAAGGGUAAACUGGGAGUUCCAGGAUUGCCAGGAUAUCCAGGAAGACAAGGACCUAAGGGCUCAAGUGGCUUCCCUGGAUUCCCGGGAGCCAAUGGAGAGAAAGGUGCCAGGGGUGUUGCAGGCAAACCUGGACCGAGAGGACAAAGAGGUCCAACGGGUCCUCGUGGGGCUCGAGGAGCCAGAGGCCCAACAGGAAAGCCAGGACCUAAGGGUACAUCAGGCAAUGACGGUCCUCCAGGCCCACCUGGUGAGAGAGGACCACAAGGACCUCAGGGGCCUGUGGGCUUCCCUGGACCAAAAGGCCCUCCUGGACCACCUGGAAAGGAUGGGCUGCCUGGACAUCCAGGCCAGCGUGGUGAGACGGGUUUCCAAGGAAAAACUGGUCCACCAGGCCCAGGAGGUGUUGUCGGGCCCCAGGGACCCACUGGAGAAACUGGUCCUGUAGGUGAAAGAGGCCACCCUGGACCUCCUGGUCCACCAGGAGAACAGGGUCUACCUGGAGCUGCUGGCAAAGAAGGAGCAAAGGGAGACCCCGGACCUCAGGGUACUUCCGGAAAGGAUGGGCCCCCCGGCCUCAGAGGUUUCCCAGGCGAGAGAGGUCUACCUGGUGCCACGGGUCCAGCAGGUCUGAAGGGAGGCGAGGGUCCUCAGGGUCCACCUGGUCCUGUUGGUUCUCCUGGUGAGAGAGGUCCUGCUGGCUCAGCCGGUCCAAUUGGUCUGUCUGGUCGACCUGGCCCACAAGGUCCCCCAGGUCCUGCUGGAGAGAAAGGUGCACCUGGUGAGAAAGGUCCUCAAGGUCCAGCUGGUCGUGAUGGUGUUCAGGGUCCUGUGGGUCUGCCUGGACCUGCCGGACCCCAGGGUCCACCUGGAGAGGAUGGUGAUAAGGGAGAGGUUGGAGAACCGGGCCAGAAAGGAAGCAAAGCCGAUAAGGGAGAACAGGGUCCUCCCGGACCAGCAGGUCUUCAAGGUCCCAUUGGUGCGCCAGGUCCUGCUGGAGCCGAUGGAGAGCCUGGGCCCAGGGGUCAACAGGGUAUGUUUGGACAGAAGGGUGAUGAAGGAGCCAGAGGUUUCCCUGGACCACCAGGUCCCAUCGGUUUGCAGGGGCUGCCAGGACCUCCUGGUGAGAAGGGAGAGAACGGUGAUGUUGGUCCCAUGGGUCCUCCUGGCCCACCUGGUCCUCGAGGUCCUCAGGGUCCGAGUGGUGCUGAUGGUUCACAAGGUCCUCCAGGCGGUGUUGGUCCAGUGGGUUCAGUAGGAGAGAAGGGUGAACAAGGUGAGGCUGGAAACCCUGGACCACCUGGAGAGCCUGGCACUGGGGGACCCAAAGGGGAGAGAGGAGAGAAAGGUGAAGCAGGACCUCCUGGUGCUGCCGGACCUGCUGGCGCCAAAGGACCCCCUGGAGAUGAUGGUCCAAAGGGGAAUCCUGGUCCUGUUGGAUUCCCCGGAGACACUGGUCCUCCUGGAGAGCCCGGUGUUGCUGGCACAGACGGAGAACCAGGAGAGAAGGGAGAGGAUGGUGAAACUGGACAAGCAGGACCUCCAGGUCCAUCAGGGGAAGCUGGCCCGCCUGGACCUCCUGGCAAAAGAGGACCUCCGGGAGCUGCUGGUGCUGAAGGCAGACAAGGGGAGAAGGGCGCCAAGGGAGAGGCUGGGUCUGAAGGUCCAGCUGGUAAAACAGGACCAGUUGGGCCUCAAGGACCUGCCGGAAAACCUGGUCCAGAGGGUCUACGUGGAAUCCCUGGCCCUGUAGGUGAGCAAGGACUCCCCGGUGCCUCAGGACAAGAUGGCCCACCUGGACCUAUGGGUCCUCCUGGACUUCCUGGUCUGAAAGGUGACCCAGGUUCCAAGGGUGAAAAGGGACAUCCAGGUUUGAUCGGUUUGAUCGGACCUCCUGGUGAACAAGGAGAGAAGGGAGACCGAGGUUUGCCUGGACCACAAGGGUCAUCUGGCAACAAAGGAGAUGGUGGUAUCAGUGGAUCAGCAGGUCCUCUCGGGCCCCCUGGCCCCCCUGGCUUACCUGGUCCUCAAGGUCCAAAAGGAGCUAAGGGUUCAUCGGGUCCAGCUGGUGCCAAAGGAGACACGGGUGCCAUUGGUCCACCAGGUCCUCCUGGUCCGCCCGGCGAGGUCAUCCAGCCACUGCCUGUCCGCUCCCCCAAGAAGACCAAGCGCUCCAGCAACAUGCAGUCCGAUGCAGCCGGUACCUUCAUGGACUACGGCGAGGGCAUGGAGGACAUCUUUGGCUCACUCAACAACCUUAAACAGGAUAUUGAGCGUAUGAAAUACCCAAUGGGCACGCAGAACAACCCAGCUAGAACGUGUAAAGAUCUUCAACUCUGCCACCCAGAGUUCCCUGAUGGUGAAUACUGGAUUGAUCCAAACCAAGGUUGCUCAGGGGAUUCUUUCAAAGUCUACUGUAACUUUACAGCUGGAGGAGAAACAUGCAUUUAUCCGGAUAACAAGUCCAAUGGGGUCAGAAUAUCCUCAUGGCCUAAAGAAGUACCUGGGUCAUGGUACAGUGAAUUCAAGCGUGGUAAAAUACUUUCCUACGUCGACUCAGAAGGCAACUCAAUUAACAUGGUGCAGAUGACCUUCCUCAGACUACUGACAGCCUCAGCUAGGCAAAACUUCACCUACAGUUGCCACCAGUCUGUAGCAUGGCAUGAUGCCACCAGUGACAGCUAUGACAAGUCGCUGCGCUUCCUGGGUGCUAAUGAUGAAGAGAUGUCUUACGAUAACAACCCUUACAUCAAGGCCCUCUCAGACGGAUGUGCGACGAGGAAGGGCUACGGAAAGACUGUGAUGGAGAUUAAUACUCCCAAAAUUGAUCAGGUUCCAAUCAUCGAUGUCAUGUUGACUGACUUUGGAGACCCAAAUCAGAAGUUCGGGUUUGAAGUUGGGCCCGUCUGCUUCCUCGGAUAA